AAAGGCCAUCUAGAACUCUAAUUAUAAAUCAAUAAAUUCGUCAAAGAAAAUCAAAAAUCAGAAACGAGAGCUUGAGCUGACCGACAAAUUCAUCCGAAUCCAAUAAAUAAACUCGAGGCUAUAUAUAUACACACACGGACGAAUCCCUUUCCAUCCACCCGACCACACGCCGACGCCGACGCCGACGACCAUGGCCGCCGCCACCUCCACCGCCGCCUACUGGCUCGCCGAGCACCCGGCAAUCGUGUCCUUCAGGUGGAGCCCCACGGGGCUGUGGUUCUCCACCUGGGCCUUCCUCCUCGGCUUCCUCGCCUCCUACGUCGCGCUCUGCCUCGCCCUCGACGCCAUCCUCGCCGCCCUUUUGCGCCGCCGGAGGCCGCUCCCGCUGGGGCCCUUGCCCGCGGCCCACGCGCUCCUGAUGGCCGCCGUCUCCGCCGCCAUCUUCGCCGGCACGCUGCUCUCCGCGCUCGCCGAGAUACGCGACACGCGGUGGUCGUGGCGCGGACGGAGCCGCACCACCCCGUUCCGCUGGCUCCUCUGCUUCCCGCCGGGGACGCGCUCCUCCGGCCGCGUCUUCUUCUGGUCCUACGCAUACUACCUCUCCCGCUACCUCCACGCCGCGCGGGGGCUCUUCGCCGUGCUGCAACGCCGUCGCGGCGCCGCGGCGAGGGUGUUCGCGCACGCGGCAUCCGUCGCCAUGGCCUUCCUCUGGCUCGAGUUCUCGCAGUCGUUCCAGGUGCUCGCCAUCCUCGCCUCCACGCUCGCCCACGCCGUCGCCUUCGGGUUCCGCUUCUGGGUCGGCGCCGGCCUCCCCGCCGCCCGUGGCGCCCCCGUCGCGCUCGCCUGCCAGUGCGCGCUCCUCGGGUGCAACCUCCUCUGCCACGUCGGCGUCGUGUGGAUGCACUUCGGCGGCGUCGCCGGCGGCGGGUGCAGCGGCAUCGGCGCCUGGGUCUUCAACACCCUCCUCAACGCCGCGCUCCUCUGGGUCUUCUUGCAUUGCUACGGCAAGCGCGGCGUCUGCGACGACGACGGCGGCGCCACCGCCGCCAGCGCGCGCCACGACAAGGACCUAUGAGGUGAACCACCACCCACCAUGCAUCCUUGUAACAUGUUCCUCACUACUCUACUACUUAGAUUGUAAAUAGGUGUGGCGUCCAAACGGGGAUCGAAGAGAUUAACAUGACACAAAAAAAAAAUCAACAAACAAAGAUGGGAUUGGUGUAGGAGCAAUUCGAUGAUCCAAUCCCUGCUUACUUCUACUUCUUAGUGCUAUGUUGUUAUUGUGUUGUUCAUGUCAGUAAAAGAAGAAAUUUUGCAAA
Messenger RNA from Oryza sativa Japonica Group (Japanese rice), 1319 nucleotides. RefSeq names its product fatty acid elongase 3-like. Gene Ontology annotation, biological process: fatty acid elongation, monounsaturated fatty acid; fatty acid elongation, saturated fatty acid; very long-chain fatty acid biosynthetic process. Gene Ontology annotation, molecular function: fatty acid elongase activity. The record is from RefSeq and is a predicted model, not a curated record. Gene Ontology annotation, cellular component: endoplasmic reticulum membrane. Lineage: Eukaryota; Viridiplantae; Streptophyta; Magnoliopsida; Poales; Poaceae.